This is a messenger RNA of Annulohypoxylon maeteangense, 1900 nucleotides long. RefSeq lists its product as uncharacterized. Bases 161 to 1735 code for a protein of 524 amino acids. The record is from RefSeq and is a predicted model, not a curated record. NCBI's taxonomy places the organism in Eukaryota, Fungi, Ascomycota, Sordariomycetes, Xylariales, Hypoxylaceae. The transcript has 2 exons.
ACAUCACAUCACCCCACCAAACACAAGCGCCGUUAAGUGACUUUUAUACCAACAACAACGAUAACGCGAUUUAAGCAAGAAGUGUACGAUAAUUUCGACAUAAUUCUGAGAGAAAGUAAACGGGCGGCGUACUCGCCACGAUUUAGCUACUAUUAGCAUCAUGUCACCCAGACUACGACCUCUCCAGCUACCGCUUUUGGUGGAGGAGAGAAGGAAGAGAGAAGAGGAAGAGGCGGCGCAACGCGAGUUAGAGGUCGACGUUCCCUACAAUAUCUACACCGUGGAUUCCUACUCGUCGGACGCAACGUCUCCAGUAACACCAACAUUCUCGGCGCGAGGACAUCUGCGCUGCUCUAGCUCGAUGUCGUCUUUCGACCUCGCAACGGUAGCCAGUUCCGAUAGCCCUUCGUCUCCCACGCAAACAGCACAAAGCUCAGGCAAACGCGUGCUACCCGAUGUAGAGGAGGAGCCAAUUGAAUUCGAGGACGAAUUCGAAGACUCCGAUGUCGAUUAUGACGAUGCAUCUGAAUUAUAUCAUUGCCUUUGCGAUGAGCCGUGCAUCCAUCGAGAUACCGACUUAGUGCAAAGCACAUCAAACUUUUACAGAGAGACUCGAAGUGCCGAAUACGACGCCGGUUUCUUCAGCGACGGCGAUUUCAGCUUUAGCCUUCGCUCGUCGCUAAAACGACGCAGAGACGGUUCAGAGUCACCAUUCGCAGGUCUCUCCCAACGAUUAGGCUCACGAUUCCCUUCUUUCUCGAGAUGGAAGUCGUCGAAGCCGUCUAGCAUCAGUUCACCAGUGUCUGACUACGCAUUUGAUCAACAGCCCAUUAUGUCUAGGACCUCUUCGAGUCGCUCGUCUUCGAUAUCAGCAAGUUUCCGACACCGUUUGGAUCGUUCGAACGAGCCUCCCGUACUACCUACUCCUGCUUUGUCGCGCAACGGAAGCAGUGACAGAAUGCCAUUAGACUUGGCUGUGGACGCCAGAAAAGCCACAGAACUUCUGUUCGCCAUUCAGCACGAGCGCAAGCAAACCCUAACGCCUCUUCUCCCCCCGAUGAUGACCUCUACUUCGUCCGAGUACAUUCUAGCGCAACCUUCUCCGCUACAAUCGCCGAGCGUCGCCUGUUCUCCUCUUUUAUUCGAAGAGGAAAUUUACGCGACAGGCAUGAUCUCUCCGCCGCUUAGCGCUAAAGGGUCACACUCCUCGCUCCGCCUCAUGCCUGACUCGGUCGAGCUGUCUCAGCUUCCCGCACCGGAUGCCUGGUCCGACCGUUUGGGUCACGCGAAUUACACCAUAGUACCGAAGCCGUAUGAACCCGAAAUGAAAGAUCUGUGCUCUCUACGCCAAUUCCGAUCAGACUGGGAAGCCGCACGAGUCAACUACACGAAGCACCUCGCACGAACAGGAGAGCACUACGGGCAGACUUCUAAGACCUACUCGCUUACCGAAGAGAAGUGGGCUGAGACUCAGAGGGUUUGGAGGAAACUACACGAUGAAAUCGCAGAGGCCGUUGUCGCUAGCGGCGAAGCGACCGAUUGCGAUAAAUUCGACGAAGCCAUGUUAACCACGGUCCCGAGGAUGGACGCCGAGGGUAAGUUUCCCGAACGCGGCGAUGAGGACAUCGUUGGACCGAUGGUACGCGAGGCAACUAUGAUGACCCUCGACAACGCCGACCGGAAAGGACCCGGUUUCUGGCGUCAUUUGGCCGGCAAGGUCGGCUUGAGGAAGUGAGAUCUACAUACAAUAUACGGUAGCAUCUAAGCUCACCUUACCUCACCUAUAUUAAUAACGCGGCUGGCAAACUCGAACGGCCUGGAUAUUACGACUAACCUUUACGACCAUCACGACCCUAACGUCACUUACGCUCGUUUCGGAAACCUAUUUUUUCUUCCAUUU